Molecule: messenger RNA, 2533 nt
Organism: Leptonychotes weddellii (Weddell seal)
Lineage: Eukaryota; Metazoa; Chordata; Mammalia; Carnivora; Phocidae
Source: RefSeq, a predicted model, not a curated record
CUUCUUUCUCACGCCCCACAGGUAUUCGUUACAGCACUGAUGUGAGUGUGGAUGAAGUGAAGGCUCUGGCUUCUUUGAUGACAUACAAGUGUGCAGUGGUUGAUGUGCCAUUUGGGGGUGCCAAGGCUGGUGUUAAGAUCAAUCCCAAGAACUAUACUGAUAAUGAAUUGGAAAAGAUCACAAGGAGGUUUACCAUGGAGCUGGCGAAGAAGGGCUUUAUUGGUCCUGGCAUUGAUGUGCCUGCCCCAGACAUGAGCACGGGUGAGCGGGAGAUGUCCUGGAUUGCUGACACCUACGCCAGCACCAUAGGGCACUAUGAUAUUAAUGCCCAUGCCUGUGUUACCGGUAAGCCCAUCAGUCAGGGCGGAAUCCACGGGCGGAUCUCUGCUACUGGCCGGGGAGUCUUCCAUGGGAUUGAAAAUUUCAUCAAUGAAGCUUCUUACAUGAGUAUUUUAGGAAUGACACCAGGGUUUGGAGAUAAAACAUUCGUUGUUCAGGGAUUUGGUAAUGUAGGCCUGCACUCUAUGAGAUAUUUACAUCGUUUUGGUGCUAAAUGUGUUGGUGUUGGUGAAUCUGAUGGGAGCAUAUGGAAUCCAGAUGGUAUUGACCCAAAGGAACUGGAAGACUUCAAAUUGCAACAUGGAUCAAUCCUGGGCUUCCCCAAGGCAAAGCCCUAUGAAGGGAGCAUCUUGGAAGCUGACUGUGACAUCCUGAUCCCUGCUGCUAGUGAAAAGCAGCUGACCAAGUCCAAUGCACCCAGAGUCAAAGCCAAGAUCAUUGCCGAGGGUGCCAAUGGGCCGACAACUCCAGAGGCUGAUAAGAUCUUCCUGGAGAGGAACAUUAUGGUGAUUCCUGAUCUCUACUUGAAUGCUGGAGGAGUGACAGUAUCUUACUUCGAGUGGCUGAAGAAUCUAAAUCAUGUCAGCUAUGGCCGUUUGACCUUCAAAUAUGAAAGGGAUUCUAACUACCACUUGCUCAUGUCUGUUCAAGAGAGCUUGGAAAGAAAAUUUGGGAAGCAUGGUGGCACUAUUCCCGUUGUACCCACAGCAGAGUUCCAAGACAGGAUAUCGGGUGCCUCCGAGAAAGACAUCGUACACUCUGGCUUAGCUUACACCAUGGAGCGCUCUGCCAGGCAAAUCAUGCGCACAGCCAUGAAGUACAACCUGGGUUUGGAUCUGAGAACGGCCGCCUAUGUCAACGCCAUUGAGAAAGUCUUCAAGGUGUACAAUGAAGCUGGUGUGACCUUCACAUAGACGGAGUGUGGCUGACCUCUUCACUGCCCUCUUCCCCUCUUCAUCUGCAGACUCUUCACAAGUUUACAUGUAACCACAGAAAUCUCUCUCUCUCUCAACUUACUAGAUAAUGGACAUCAUUGGCAACAAGUCAGUCCAAAUCAGCCCCUUUGAGAAAAAAGAAAUUAAGGUUAGGGGAUCAUGUACAAGCUGAUGAACAUGAAAGUAGAAAUUACCUAUGCCAGAGAGAGCCACUGGGGUAUUUUGCCGUUAAAUGAAAGGCUCUUCCGUCUGUCUGUGCUGCUUUGUUCCGUGGCCGCUUCGAGUGCGGUCAGAGCUGGGGCCAGGAACAUCCCUGUUGCCCAGGAGCAGCCAGCUGCUGACCGCUUCAGCUCUGGACGAGUCUGAGACACGCUCUAAGGCUGACACCUCUGAGCAGCAGGUGUGAGCAUUUUCAGAAGGUGGCAUGGUCCUCCAGUGAGUUACUGGUAUUUUACAUCAGCAAAAUAACUCAAUUUCACAGAUUGCAACAAAAAUAAAAGCUGUUUCUCUUUAUGCAUUUUAUUCUCUUAGAAUAAAAUAAGUACAUGCUGCUGUAAUAAAAUUGCCUUUAAUCAUUUACCAAGCCUAACCUUGACUCAAGCAGUGAAUGCCUAUAAACAUAAUAAAUGAAAGAAAGCUAGUAUUUUUAUAAUAUAAAACAGUAUCAUUUAUAGCUUAUCAAUCAUGUAUUGUUGUCCAGCAAAAAUAAAACGUCCGAUGGAGAAUUAAGUUAUCUUCAUACCUGCAAAUGGUGGAGGCUAUUUUUGUUAAGACUGUCAGAAUUUACUAACCACAAUUAUGACAUAUAGUCCAAAGAGUGCAGUGACCUCCUUAUCAUGUUAAUUAAUUGUUCUCCUUUGAAGAUCUACUGUGUUGUCUAAUUGAAGAAUAAUUCAAGUAGAGUGUCCCAGAAAAAAACCACUUGGGCUCCCACUUUGGAGUCUAGCUGGCGGCUCCGAGCCCUGCCAAUGGCCCCGACUCGGCCUGACUUGGUGUCCUCUUUGAGAGGCCUGAAUUCUGCACACAGAUUCAUUACCACUGGGCUGGAAACAAUCUUGGGUUGAGUGUUUUGUUUGGGAGUUAUUUCGCCAGGGCCUUUUGAACAGUAGUGUCCCAGUGAAGUACUAGAUAUUAUUUAUGUAAGAAUGAGCUUUUUUUUUUUUAAACAACAAUAUCCUUUCAGAAGUUUCUUACUACUUUGUAACUGCAUGACUUAACCUGGUGAUAAAAGCAGUUAUUAAAAGUCUACCUUUUCCAAA